CACUGAAUACAGCAAUUUGGAAAAAUAUUGUUGACGUUAACGACAUCAAUAGAUUAACUAAUAUUCAUAGCCAUCAGUCGUGUGUUGAAAUCAGCUUUGGACACAUCAUUGCAAGCAACACAGCUAAAAGAUAUUUGUUGUACGUAAAUACAAAUCAUGGACAAGCCAGCACCACCACCUUAUGAACAUGAACGACUUUAUGGACCACCAGCUAAUGGACAACCUCCUUAUGGACCACCAAUUCAUGGACAACCACCUUACGGACCACCAGUUCAUGGACAACCUGGUUAUGGACCACCAACUCAUGCACCACAGCCAGGACCAAGUACAACUGUAGUUGUAACUAGUUUUGGUCCUCAAACUUGCAGGAUGACAUGUCCUCAUUGCCACGCUUUAAUUGAUACAACUACUGAACGAGAAUUAAGUCCAAUUGGUUUGUUGAGUGUACUUUUACUAUUUGGUUCCCUUUGUUGUUGUAUUCCAUGUUGCAUAGACAGUUGCAACAAUGUUAAACAUAAUUGUCCAAACUGCCGUGCGUAUUUGGGUCAAUAUAAACCUUAA
Aphidius gifuensis is the source of this 561-nucleotide messenger RNA. Its product is annotated as lipopolysaccharide-induced tumor necrosis factor-alpha factor homolog. The transcript is spliced from 2 exons. The record is from RefSeq and is a predicted model, not a curated record. The coding region runs from base 157 to 561 and encodes 134 amino acids. NCBI's taxonomy places the organism in Eukaryota, Metazoa, Arthropoda, Insecta, Hymenoptera, Braconidae. Gene Ontology annotation, molecular function: zinc ion binding.